Messenger RNA from Vespula vulgaris, 1440 nucleotides. RefSeq names its product testis-specific serine/threonine-protein kinase 3-like. The record is from RefSeq and is a predicted model, not a curated record. NCBI's taxonomy places the organism in Eukaryota, Metazoa, Arthropoda, Insecta, Hymenoptera, Vespidae. Gene Ontology annotation, cellular component: cytoplasm. The coding region runs from base 207 to 1439 and encodes 410 amino acids. The transcript has 6 exons. Gene Ontology annotation, molecular function: protein serine/threonine kinase activity; ATP binding; tau-protein kinase activity. Gene Ontology annotation, biological process: protein phosphorylation; intracellular signal transduction; microtubule cytoskeleton organization.
AAUAAUUAUUGUAAAACAAUUUGAAGUAAACGAGACACAAAUUAAUUUUACAUUUCGAAGAACUGCUGAACGAAAAAAUGCCUAUUGCUUCGUGCCGAUUGUGGCAAAAUGUUUUUAACUUUGAAUAUGGAUUUACACCAAUAUUAUGAUUGAAUCAUUACAAACAUUAUGAUGCUCUUACAAUUGAAUUUGAAGUAAAGUAUAAAAUGACAUCAGUCCCUCCAGUAAAAACCAAAGUGAACGAAGUAAAAAAUUUGAAUGAAAAGUAUGGAGAAAUGACAGAUAAAAGAUUAACAGUACUUGAGACACAUGGUUAUGCUAUUGGAAACGUAAUCGGCGUGGGUUCUUAUGCGACAGUCAAAGUUGCAAAAUCAGAGCGACACAAUAGUCAAGUAGCGAUAAAAAUAAUUUCAAAGUUUCAAGCACCAGGUGAUUAUUUAAAAAAAUUUUUACCUCGUGAAAUCGAAGUUGUUAAAGGAUUAAAACAUCCAAAUUUAAUUCGCUUUUUACAAGCUAUCGAAACGACACAUCGGUUAGUAAAAUUUGACAUUAAGAAUAUAUCAAUUUAUAUAAUUAUUAACGAACAAGUCCUUGUAACAACGUCUUAUAAACAAAAAAGGGUAUAUAUAAUUAUGGAGUAUGCACAGAAUGGUAGCUUACUUGAUAUCAUAAGACACGAUACUUAUAUCGAUGAAGGUCGUAGUCGCCGAUGGUUUCGUCAACUUCUUGAAGCUGUUGAUUAUUGUCAUGAAAAGGGUGUAGUUCAUAGGGAUAUAAAGUGUGAAAAUUUAUUAAUGGAUAAUAAUUUGAAUAUUAAAUUAUCUGAUUUUGGUUUUGCACGUGGUCAUAUGAAACCAAAAAAUGGAACAUCACCUCUUAGCGAAACUUUCUGUGGUAGUUAUGCUUAUGCUUCUCCAGAAAUAUUGAAGGGUAUACCUUAUCGACCACAGUUAUCAGAUAUAUGGUCUAUGGGUGUAGUACUUUUUGCUAUGGUUUAUGGACGACUUCCUUUUGAUGAUACAAAAUAUACUCUUCUUUUAAAGCAAGUACAAAACAAGGUCACCUUUCCUAAAGAACCAGAUGUAUCUAGUGCUUGUCAAUCCCUCAUUAGUCGUAUACUUGUAGCACAACGCCAUCGCUUACUUAUUAAUAACAUUAGAAAAGACGUAUGGUUAACUAUGUCCAGUGUAGCUAUGCAGACAUCUACUAUAAAUGAAAAUGAUUCAUCAAUGGCAAUUAAACAAACAAAGUCUAAAGAAAAUCAUGUACAACAUAUGAAAACUAUGAAUGAUAAAGAUUCGCUUAAAAUGCAAGACGUGAAAAAUACGAAGAAUAUUAAUACUGAUACUUCUAAAUAUGAUGUCAAUAUUCAAUUGCAAAAUGCUUUAACGAAUGAUUGUUAUAAUCACGGGCAAAAUCAAAACUCGUAUUUUGAAUAAU